Gambusia affinis (western mosquitofish) is the source of this 1527-nucleotide messenger RNA. It is a transcript of the gene insig2, whose product is annotated as insulin induced gene 2. Gene Ontology annotation, cellular component: SREBP-SCAP-Insig complex; endoplasmic reticulum. The coding region runs from base 438 to 1151 and encodes 237 amino acids. The transcript has 8 exons. Lineage: Eukaryota; Metazoa; Chordata; Actinopteri; Cyprinodontiformes; Poeciliidae. Gene Ontology annotation, biological process: cellular response to insulin stimulus; cholesterol biosynthetic process; SREBP-SCAP complex retention in endoplasmic reticulum. The record is from RefSeq and is a predicted model, not a curated record.
GUUUACAACAGGGAGCAGCUGAUCAACAUCAGAAAAGCUGAAAUAAACCCACAAAUGAAGCCAGAAAUCCCAGAGGAGUUGAAAGGAGGUGUUGUGGAUGCAGAGCUGGAGCAAAAAGGAGAGAGAGGAGGAGGAAGUUCAAACCAUCUCUACAACCUCACGUCGUAAUGGGCAUCGUGACAUUGUUGGCUAACAAGAUGGAUGAACUUCAAGCCCUGACAAGGACUCAGCAAGGCUUCCUGACUAUUCAAGCAGACAGAUUUAAAGAGCAGCAGGAACAGAAAAGGAGACAGAUUAACAGUUCUGUGAACAACGGAUGGUGUCACCCAGGGCAUGUUACUGUGAAGUGUCAUCUCUGCAGUCCAGACAUUGAACUCUUGGCACCAGACGAGGCAUCUGGACUCAGUCAUGGUGGAGAAAGAUACUUCCUGUUCUGAAUGUGUGCAACAUUGACUACAAUGAGCAACAGUGCAUUGACCAGUGACCAGCGGUCAGAGAGACAGCACAAUAGCCGGGGACCCUAUGUGUCAUUUAUCACCAACAGAACCACCAACCUUUUAAUCCGAGGGGGAAUGCUGUUCUUUGUGGGAGUCUUCCUGGCUCUUGUGUUAAACCUUCUUCAGGUGCAGAGAAAUGUGACACUUUUCCCUCCAGAUGUCAUCAGUAGUAUCUUCUCAUCAGUCUGGUGGGUGCCACCCAGCUGUGGCAUUGCCUCAGCCAUGAUUGGAGUGCUGUAUCCCUGCAUCGACAGAAGACUUGGUGAACCUCACAAGUUCAAGCGGGAGUGGUCUAGUGUGAUGCGAUGUGUGGCUGUAUUUGUUGGUAUCAACCAUGCCAGUGCUAAAGUAGACUUCGCAAACAAUGUCCAAUUGUCUCUGACCCUAGCAGCACUCUCCAUUGGUCUGUGGUGGACGUUCGACCGCUCCCGCAGUGGUUUUGGUUUGGGAAUCAGCAUUGCCUUACUGGCCACACUUACCACUCAGAUCCUGGUUUACAAUGGAGUGUUUCAGUAUACUAAUCCAGAUUUCCUCUACAUUCGCUCUUGGCUUCCCUGCAUCUUCUUUGCUGGUGUUAUUACAAUGGGAAACAUUGGUCGACAGCUUGCUUUGUAUGAAUACAAGUUCCUGCAAGAGAAGACCCAUCUGGACUGAGAUUUCUGUCUCAUCAAAAAUCUGAGAUGACAUGUAUUCAACAUAUACCAGUUAGGAAAUGUUAAACAACCCAUGAACUCUUGACUGGCUGUGUUCUGCAGAUGAAGAUAGUAUUUUUGAUUUGCUCUCUCCAGGUCUCUUUAAAACAUUUCUGCUUCCUGGGAGGAAGUGGAUCAUAACAAGACUUUAUUUUUCCUUCUCUGUGGUGCAGUCUGUGAAUCUUACCAGAAGGGGAUUAUCUGCAGAACAAUUCCUUUUUCACAUCACAAACUUUGGCUGCAUUGUGCCAAAACAAAAUGGGUCCCUUUUUCUUUAUCCUUUAUGUAUCAGUAACAACCUUUGCAGUCUGUUUAAAAUAAAUCCUCAAACACAUGAA